CGGCGCCCAUGAUCCGCCAUCCUAACCGGCAAGACCCGUGCGCCUCAGGGUCGACGGCCAUCGUGCCUUUACUGCUGCACCAGCGUGCACAGCGAAGCCAUGUAUCUACUACCGCUGCCCUCGUCGACGCUGGCCGACCGUGCCUGGUCUGAUUGGCCCUCCUUCCUUGGCGGCGACGGCAAUGAUGCCAGCGACCCGGAUCACGAGCUUCAGAACUGGUCGAGCCUGAUCGGCAUUAUUACGGCAAUAUGCGGAAACGUGCUGAUUGCCCUCGCGCUCAAUGUCCAACGAUAUGCCCACAUCCGGUUGCACAGGAAGAAGCUGCAGAUACGGGAGCGUGCGAAGCAAGCGAUGAGGAAUGCCAUUUCCGGCCCGCAUGCCGAGGGGGAAAUAAGGGGGUACGGUGCUGCCGACACCUCAAACGGGAAUCCGGAUGCGGCCUUGAGUGCCUCGAGACCCGGCGACGGCAGUGCCGGCCCGUACACCGAAGAUGAUGAGCACGGUGAUUCCGAGAUGAGCCAUCUCGCUCAGUCUUUCCGAUCCGAUGACUCGCGCUGGACAGAACAUUCCGGAGAGGAAGAAGCCAAGGUGUCGUUGACAUACUUGAGGGACCCCUACUGGUGGCUCGGGCAGGUGCUUAUCACGGUGGGCGAGAUGGGCAACUUCCUGGCCUACGGCUUUGCCCCGGCCUCCAUCGUCAGCCCACUGGGCGUGGUAGCGCUCGUCUCGAACUGCGUUAUCGCACCCAUCUUUUUCAAGGAAGUGUUCAGGCAGCGCGACUUUUGGGGCGUCAUCAUCGCCAUUACGGGCGCCGUAACCGUUGUGCUGAGCGCAAAGACGGAGGAGACGAAGCUAGGCCCGCACGAGGUGUGGGAUGCCAUCACCACCAUGGAAUUCGAAAUAUACAUGGGAGUGAGCUGCGCGCUGAUUAUAUUGCUCAUGUGGCUGAGCCCGCGGUAUGGAAGUCGGACCAUUUUGAUCGAUCUCGGACUUGUGGGCCUAUUCGGUGGGUACACAGCCCUCUCAACAAAGGGCGUGUCUUCCAUGUUGUCCUCGACGCUGCUCGGCGCAUUCACCACCCCAGUAACCUACGGCUUAUUAUUAGUCCUCCUCACCACUGCCAUCAUGCAAGUUAAAUACCUAAACAAGGCCCUCCAGCGUUUCGAAUCCACCCAGGUCAUUCCGACCCAGUUUGUUAUUUUCACCCUGUCUGUGAUCAUUGGCAGCGCUGUCCUGUACCGCGACUUUGAGCGCACCACUGGUGAGCAAGCCGUCAAAUUUGUCGGCGGCUGUUUAUUCACCUUUUUCGGGGUCUUCCUCAUCACCAGCGGUAGGCCGCGGAACGAUAUUGAGGACGAGCCUACGCUUUCUGAUGCCGAAGGUAUUGAGGAGACUAUCGGUCUUUCGCACCAAGACCCUGGGGCGGGGCUUCCAGCGCCGCGCCAACCUCCCCGCCGGGGCAGCGACACAGUUCGAUCCCCACGGUCGUCCCGAUGGUCCGGCCUCAGCUUCAGAGAAGCCGUCAACAAACCCCUAGCAGCGUUAUCUGGCGCGAGAUUUUCCACAUCGCGGGUCUCCGCGGGUGCUUCGACAAAGCUUAAACCUCCUUUCAUUAGCGAGGAUGACAGUGGCGAUGAGGACGAGCACUCGCCCUUGUUGGGAAAUCCCUGGAGAGAAAGCGAGACCCCGCCUGACCAUGGCCAUCGUCCACAUCUCGGCCCACACACGAUCUCCUCAGACUCGAUCAUGUCGGUUGUGGCCUCUACGGCUGCCACAUCCCUGGAGGGCGAGCAACAAGUACCCGACAUUUCCCCCUCCGGGACGCCCAGUCAGACGCAAUCCAGCCAGAUGACCCCGACAAUACCAACAAUAACAGGCACCACUCCGCCCCGAAUAACCACCACCGUUGCCUCAGCCAACAACAACACUGCUACUCCGACGACCCCCCGCUCAUCCCUGCACCAUCACUACAACACUCCAGUCAUCUCGCCCUCGCCCUUCUCGUCCACCCUAACAGCCGUUGUGGCCGAUAAGCUGCUGGCACAUCUUGAUGGUUCCGGAACCGUCAGCCAUAGCCCGUCAACCGCCACGGGGUUAGGCGGCGCCCCACAAGGGGGAGUAUCUACUAAACGGACUCAGCGGUCCGGGUUAAGGAGUAGCUUGUUUGCGCCGCCGUAUCAGGAUGAUAAUCCUCCUGACGAGGGAGACAGACAAUCUCAAGAUCCAAAUCAGCCUCGGCGGGAAAGGGGCGCGAGUGGUAGCGCUCUCGAUGUGGGUAAGGGCCCGCUUGGAUCUUCCGGAAGCAAUUCCACGAACUCUGGCAGGGGUGUCAGUGGAGGUACGAGCGGGUUCAGGGGUCGGGCGAGGAGUCUAAGUCAUACGCUUAGCAUGGGCCUUGGGGGGUUGUUUGGUAAUUCGAGGAAAGGAGCAGGCAGGAGGGAUGAUGCGGCUGAUAAUCCGCCGGACGCUGCGAGGGGGCGAGACUCGGAGAGAAUUCUUGCCAGCGAUCCAUCGCUGCCAAAAAUGAGAACGGUUAUUGGAAAUGGGAGUACGGAGACGGUGUAAUGAGGCUUGACACGCGGUAGGAUCGGUGGUCUCUUGUGAUUAUAGGGUUUGGAUGGGACAAGCAUCUGAUUUGACUGUUCCUAUGUUGAUUUGUGAGGACACGGGACAACAGCCCUCGGCGCCAGGUAUAGCGUCUACUCUUUGUUGCGUUCCUUGCCAGUGGCGGAGCAUUCAUGUGCAUUGGAUCGGAGUUUUCCCCAUUCCUUGUUUUGCUGGUAUCACUCCUCACCCCUAUUUGGCAUAUACAGCGGCCGUUGUUACUAAUACUCUUUAGCUGGAGGGAGGUCUCUAU
Messenger RNA from Canariomyces notabilis, 2857 nucleotides. RefSeq names its product DUF803-domain-containing protein. Gene Ontology annotation, cellular component: membrane. The transcript has 2 exons. Gene Ontology annotation, biological process: magnesium ion transport. NCBI's taxonomy places the organism in Eukaryota, Fungi, Ascomycota, Sordariomycetes, Sordariales, Chaetomiaceae. Gene Ontology annotation, molecular function: magnesium ion transmembrane transporter activity. The coding region runs from base 100 to 2565 and encodes 821 amino acids. The record is from RefSeq and is a predicted model, not a curated record.